AUGGCUGAACGUGUCGCUCAAAUUGCGUCUCAUAUUACUUACCCAAGAGGUCUUCUGGCGGGACAAACUGCAAUAAUCACGGGAAGUGGACAGGGCAUUGGUGCUGAAGCAGCGCGCCUGUUCGCUCAGGAGGGUGCCAAAGUGGUUGUUUGCGACGUUGAUUCAGACAAAGCACAAAGCGUGGUGAAUGGGAUCACUAGCUCUGGAGGCCAGGCACUAGCAGUCUCUGGUGAUAUAACAGAUCGAGACUACAUCAACCAGCUCGUGAAGCGCGCGGCCGAGUUUGGAGGAGGAGAGAUCCAUAUUAUCGUCAAUAAUGCUGGUUACACAUGGGAUGGUGUAGUGCAUAAGAUGACUGAUAAGCAAUGGGCUGCGAUGGCGAAUAUCCACGGCACUGCUCCUUUUCAGCUAAUUCGCGCCGCAGCCCCUUACUUCCGCGUCAAGGAUGGAAAGCAGCGAAACAUCAUCGGCAUAUCUUCAACUUCAGGUCUUCAUGGAAACGUCGGUCAAUCUAAUUACGCCUUCUUUAAAGCUGGUGUGUCUGGACUAAUGAAGACGGUUGCAAAGGAAUGGGGACCGGCGUUCAAUGUCCGAGCUAACACAGUGGCAUUUGGGUAUAUUGAGACGCGCCUAACGCAGGCGAAAGAAGCAGGGACCUUUAUUACAGGACCGGACGGGGAAAAGAUCCAGCUCGGCGUUCCUGGCCGCGAUAGCAAAUCCUCCUUCGAGGACAUUCCACUUCGCAGGCCAGGUUCGGCACAAGACGCCGCCAAGGUUAUCCUGGCUGUGUGCAGUCCCCUUUUCUCCUACGUCACAGGCCAGGUGAUCUCUGUAACUGGAGGCAGGAAUAUGUAAGAGAGGAGGAAGAGCCGAUAUAG
Fusarium oxysporum Fo47 is the source of this 878-nucleotide messenger RNA. RefSeq names its product SDR family NAD(P)-dependent oxidoreductase. The transcript has 2 exons. The record is from RefSeq and is a predicted model, not a curated record. NCBI's taxonomy places the organism in Eukaryota, Fungi, Ascomycota, Sordariomycetes, Hypocreales, Nectriaceae. Bases 1 to 855 code for a protein of 284 amino acids.